GUGGAUCCCGAGAGAAAAGCAGCAGAACACAGUAAUUACGGAAGAACCAAACAUGAGGCUUCGAAUUUGAAGAUCCUAACUUCCACCUUUCCCUCCUCAAUCCUCCCGCGGAUUCCGUGUAACAUGCCUUUGAUUUCACGUUCACUGCUCUUUUUCAUCCUCCUCAUCGAAUCAUGUAACAGUUAUAUUUUCCAUUGUCUCUACAAUGAUCAAUGACAAAGUCAACUCUUUCGUUUCAUUCAUAAGCUCCUUUUUCAGUUUCCCUGGAUCUCAUUGACCUCCUCCACCUUCACAGACUCAGUUCUUCAUCUUCCCCACGAUUUGUUCUCCAGUGCACGUGAACCGUAUUGAAGCUGCAUGCGACAAUGGCUUGCGGUAGCUCAGACCCCAACUUCAUGAAGAAUUUUCAGAUCCCAAAUUACCUACUUGUAGCAGAGUGGACGGAUAAGAAUCAUGACCUUGCAAUGAACGCUCCUCCUACGUGUCCGGUGCUAGUUUUUAUCAACUCCAAGAGUGGCGGUCAACUUGGAGGAGACCUUUUAAAAACAUAUCGUACUCUUCUUAAUGAAAAGCAGGUUUUUGAUUUGGGGGAAGAGGCUCCUGACAAGGUGCUGAGCAGAGUCUAUGUUAACUUAGAAAACUGCAAGAGUCAGAAUGAUCAACUUGCUGCAAGGAUCAUGGAGAAGUUGAGAUUAAUUGUUGCAGGGGGUGAUGGAACAGCAGGAUGGCUACUUGGUGUUGUUUGUGAUCUUGAGUUAUCUCAUCCGCCACCGAUCGCCACAGUUCCCUUAGGCACAGGAAAUAAUCUUCCUUUUGCAUUUGGCUGGGGAAAAAAGAACCCAGGGACAGAUGAAUGCUCGGUCAAGACAUUUUUAGAUCAAGUAUUGAAAGCCAAGGAAAUGAAAAUAGACAACUGGCAUAUUCUAAUGAGGAUGAAGGUUCCGAAACAUGGUGCCUGUGAUCCCAUUGCUCCUCUUGAAUUACCUCAUUCUCUACACGCAUUUCAUCGUGUAUCGGAGGCUGAUGAACUUAAUAUGGAAGGGUACCACACUUUUCGUGGGGGAUUUUGGAACUACUUCAGCAUGGGAAUGGAUGCUCAAGUUUCUUAUGCCUUUCAUUCUGAAAGAAAGAUGAAUCCUGAAAAGUUUAAAAAUCAAUUGGUCAAUCAGACCACUUAUGCGAAGCUUGGAUGCAAACAAGGAUGGUUUUUUGCUUCUCUUGUCCAAACGCUUCGAGGUCAGAACAUAGCACUACUUGCGAAAGUAAAGAUCAUGAAAACACGGGAUAAAUGGGAAGAUCUAGACAUACCUUCGAGCAUCAGGUCAAUCGUAUGCCUUAACCUGCCUAGUUUUUCCGGAGGACUGAAUCCUUGGGGUACGCCAAAUACAAGGAAGCAACGUGAUAGGGACUUGACUCCCCCUUUUGUGGAUGAUGGUCUACUAGAAAUCGUUGGUUUCAGAAACGCCUGGCAUGGCCUCGUUUUGCUGGCUCCAAAAGGACACGGAACUCGUCUUGCCCAGGCACACAGAAUCCGGUUUGAGUUUCACAGAGGAGCAGCAGAAGAAACAUUCAUGAGGAUGGAUGGGGAACCUUGGAAGCAGCCUCUUCCGGCGGACGAUGAUACUGUUGUAGUAGAGAUUUCUCACCAUGGUCAGGUCAACAUGCUUGCCACUCAUGAUUGCAAGUCCAGAAGUGUUCUUGAUCCCAUGUCGCCACGUCACAACGAUGUUGCCGAUUAUGAUAGUGAUGAGGAAAACUCUUUAGCAGAGGAAUAUCGCAAGUUUGGAGCCGCAGAUACAUUUAGAAUCCCAGAUGAAGUUGAUAUAUCUCAUCUCAGUUAGGUCCUUAGAAAUUAUGCCCUUUUUCUUAGUGUUAACUCGCAUAUUUGAUGAGGUUGACAUUGCUUGCUGAGUUCAAUUGAGCUAAAGCAUUGAGUAAGCACAGGUUAUGAUUGUUAAUUAGAAUUGAGACAAUAAUCACUUUUCUCAA
Messenger RNA from Neltuma alba, 1989 nucleotides. Its product is annotated as diacylglycerol kinase 5-like. Gene Ontology annotation, cellular component: membrane. The coding region runs from base 366 to 1841 and encodes 491 amino acids. Gene Ontology annotation, molecular function: ATP-dependent diacylglycerol kinase activity. Gene Ontology annotation, biological process: phospholipase C-activating G protein-coupled receptor signaling pathway. Lineage: Eukaryota; Viridiplantae; Streptophyta; Magnoliopsida; Fabales; Fabaceae. The transcript has 13 exons. The record is from RefSeq and is a predicted model, not a curated record.